This is a messenger RNA of Suillus fuscotomentosus, 1827 nucleotides long. RefSeq lists its product as uncharacterized. The transcript is spliced from 8 exons. The record is from RefSeq and is a predicted model, not a curated record. NCBI's taxonomy places the organism in Eukaryota, Fungi, Basidiomycota, Agaricomycetes, Boletales, Suillaceae. Bases 1 to 1827 code for a protein of 608 amino acids.
AUGUCAGGAGAUCACCUGCUGCUCCGGGAACUCAGGAACUUUGAUUUAUUACCUCCUCUGAGUACGGUUGACCCAAAGCUGUUUCCGAGGUGGUUCAACGACUUUCCAGAAGAGAUAGAGCUAAACAGCAGCCCACCUUGUGUCGAGAACGCCAGUAUUGAUGAACAUGGUGGAGCUCUUAUCAACUCCAUUAAUGAAACAGCCCAGCCUGAUAUUAUAAAUGAACCUGAAUCCACCGAACAAGAAGACAGCGAGUCAAACUCACGGCCGAUGCAAGCGGGAGAAUGGCACAAACAAUUGCGGGAAUGGUUUCGGAAUAAUUCAAAGGGAAAAACUACACCUGGCAGUAGCUCAACCAGUAAAGCCCUAUCUGCACUACUUGGCCAGCUCAAACCAUUGGUCUCUGACGCACUCAAAAAUAAUCCUGUACAACCUACACAAAGGCUAAGCGCAGUCCGGCAACACACCACUGAUUGCUUUGCGGAUGAGUCGGACGAAGUUAAGAAGGAAAUUCGGGAGGAAACUGUACGUCUUAAUGCUGCCAGAAGAUUGGGUGAUGUUGUGGGACAGGAUUCACGAACAAAAGAAGAAGUUUAUCAUGCAAUUCAAGAGCUACCAAUCCUUCUAGGUCAAAUCUUCGAGGACCUCUCAGUAUUGAUGGGUGGAUGGCACUACACCCUUCUCAUGGGCGGAGUCGACCCUUUGUGUGAAGGUGACAUUAUGACGUUAAGCUACCACCACGGUAAAACCGCAGAUGGUCUGAGCUUCAAGGCACGUACGCCGAACUUCCAUGAACAGUACCUAUCACCAUUUGAACGACACCUUGGAUGCAUCUAUGGUGCAUCUUCAAAGUCCACACUGCCAGUGGCUCCCUCAUCCACCCCAACCUCACCUCGUCUUCCACCUGGCCUGAUCUCACUAGAGGACAAGUCAACCUCACCCCGUCUUCCACCUGGCCUGAUCUCACUGGAGGACAAGUCAACUUCACUUCGUCUUCCACCUGGCCUGAUCUCACUGGAGGACAAGUCCUUGGUUGGAAAUGUGCUUGAUCCCUCUCCGGACUUCAACGCACUUGCAGGAACGAAAGAACAUGAUACGCCAAUCACUGCUUGGAGAAAGUUGACAGCAUUUGAUGAAGACCCGCUAACUACAUCCCCCACCUUUAAUCGCACUCAAUGGCCAGGUGUCAGUGUGGCGGAUCCAUCAGUCGAAGCUAUCCCUCCUCUCAUGUUUCAUCCAUUGUCGUCGUUUCACACCACCCUCUUGCCCCAGCCUGCUUCGCUCUUGGCUCAGCAAAUGAAUCAAUUUUCUGCACUUGCAGAGGUCAAUGGACUGUCCAUGGAACCACAUGGCAAUCCAUUGCCAUUCAACCAACCGAUGUUCAAUUUGGGGCCGCACGCACCCUCAGACACCCAUAUUCCAUUGUCCUUGCUAAUGACUAUCACACUGUCACUCCUGUCUACAUCCACACCGCCCGAGUCAAUUCAUUUCAAGUCUACCAAACACCAACCCCCGUCAGCUCCUCAUCAACCAUUGUCCAUUGACCGGGGGUCUUCUGCGGCUUCUCGCCAGCUGUCACCUUGUGACAUCGGGGGAGUCUUGGCUGGUGAAACUCUCCAACCCGGUUUGGAGACGGAGAUGGUGUCUUCAUUACAUGUUGUCUCUGCUGCCUCCAACAGAUGCACCAAGCACCCACCACGCCCUUCUACGCGAGCUGCUGAAGCCAACAAAAUUGGUGUCAAGCAAGGAACAAAGCCUGCACCAAAGAGGAAGCAGACCGAAGUCCAGCGCAGUGGUGAGGGGUUGAAGAAAAAGUCUCACAAGUAG